AUGAAGUCGAAUAUCGCUGCUGCCGCAGUUGUUGGCCUCUUGGCCUCCUCUACCGUUGCCUCCCCAGCCAACACCCACUCCAACUGGGACGCCAGUGCCGACAACAGCAUCAACAAAAAUGUCGACGCUCCCUUCGGCUACAAGGCUGGCUCAAAGCAGUCGAUCGCCAACUUGAAGAGCAAGAUCAAGAACGUCGUCUGGAUUCUGCUCGAGAACCGAUCCUUCGACAACAUCCUCGGUGGUAUCGAGCGCCGCGGUCUCGACAACCCCGUCAACAAUGGCGACUACUGCAUCCCCCAGAACCUGAGCCAGCCCAAUGGCAAGCAGUGGUGCACCGGCGCAAAAGACUUUGACUCUAUCCAGAAUGAUCCCGAUCACUCCGUCACCGGAAACAACCUGGAGUUCUUCGGCCAGUUCUCUCCAAAUAACGCCGAUGUUGCCAGUGGCAAGAUCCAACAGACCAACCGUGGCUUCGUCAACAAGCAGUUGAUUUCAUACCCCUCCAUUUCUGCCGAGACCGCCGCCAAACAGGUCCUGAACUACUAUACCGAGGAUCAGGUCCCGGUUAUGGUGGACUUGGUUGACGAGUUUACUACUUUCAACUACUGGUUCUCUUGCGUUCCCGGACCAACCAACCCUAACCGCCUCUGUGCUGUCGCUGGUACUUCUGAUGGUCACGGAAAAAAUGACAACGACUUUGACGUCUCCGCCAUUGACAUCCCUAGCAUCUUCGAGGUUGCUAGUGGCAAGAACAUCUCCUGGCUCAACUACGACGGCACCAACGGCGCAUUCCUUCCCGACAGUCUUUUCUUCAACUGGACUGCCAAGCACGCCCCCAACAGCGUUGUCCCCAUCGAAAACUUCUUCCAGGAUGCCUACCUCGGCCAGCUUCCUCAACUUUCUUACCUCAACCCUUCCUGCUGCGGCGCCAACACCAACUCCAUGCACCCCAACGGCAACGUCUCCUACGGCGAGAUCUUCGUCAAGCAAAUAUACGAGGCCCUGCGCAACGGCCCGCAAUGGGAGGAAUCUCUCCUGCUGCUGACCUACGACGAAACAGGCGGUUUCUUCGACCACGUCCCCUCCCCCGCCGCUGUUCGUCCCGAUAACAAGACAUAUACUGAAACCGCACACGAUGGAUCUAGCUACACGCUCCUUUUCGACCGUCUCGGUGGCCGUAUGCCGACUUUCCUGAUCUCGCCUUACACGCCUGCGGGCCAUAUUGAGAACUACGGUACUAACCCUGCCACUGGAAAGCCCGAGGCAUAUAGCGCUACCUCCGUCCUCAAGACCCUUGGCUAUCUCUGGGAUUUGGAGGAUUCCACCCCUCGGGUUUCUAACUCGCCUUCCUUUGACCACUUGAUUGGUCCGAAUGUGCGUCGCAAGGCAAACCAGUUGGCUGUGCCCAAGACUUUUUAA
Messenger RNA from Talaromyces proteolyticus, 1419 nucleotides. RefSeq names its product putative phosphatidylglycerol specific phospholipase C. Bases 1 to 1419 code for a protein of 472 amino acids. The transcript has 2 exons. Lineage: Eukaryota; Fungi; Ascomycota; Eurotiomycetes; Eurotiales; Trichocomaceae. Gene Ontology annotation, molecular function: hydrolase activity, acting on ester bonds. Gene Ontology annotation, biological process: phospholipid catabolic process. The record is from RefSeq and is a predicted model, not a curated record.